AGAGAAACCUCUGUCCGCAGGCCCCGGCGGAGGCAGCUUCUUCUGCCGGCCUCCGAGCCCUCUGAGGCGGCGUGGGUGCUCUACUCAAGCCCGGUGGAAGGAGCCCGACCCGCAGGAAGCCCGACCCGCAGGCCUCACAGGCUGCAGACCCGGAGUCCGCGGGCUGAUCACCGAGCCUCCCUCUCCUGCAGAAGAACACCCUUACUCCUCUCCCGGUUUCAUGUAGAACCGUAUUUAAAACGCAUGAAAGAGUCCGGGCUGCACCGGGACACUUUCAGCCGCACAGCUGACGUGACUUAGCUGUAGAGCUAACUUGUAAAAAAAAAAAACCCUCCAGAAAACCGCUCAGCAGCUGCCCGAAAACACGCAGCCUGAACCGGGCAGCAGUCCUCCGGGAGAGUCGGUGUCACUGUCCCCCCGAAAAACACCGAGAAAUCCCCCCGAAAACCCGGAUUAUCAACACUUCAAAGGUUUUCACAACAUAGUCCUUCACAACAUAGAGGUAGUUCUCCAACUGUGGAAACAGCGCCGCCCGCCGGACACACCGGCAGCAGUGAGAGCCAGGCAGUGAGGCCGGCGGAAGGACGCGAUCCGCGGGGAGAAAGACAGCGACAUGUCGGGGGGAUCCAGGCCGACUGGAUGUGACUGAGAGAGAGGAGAAUGGAGGGAGAGAAAGAGACGGCAGAGGAGAAGGAGGAGGAGGAAGAGGAGGAAGAGGAUCUUCAUCACAUCGCGGCAACGGCGUCCUCUAUAGACCACCAGGAACUUCCCAUCAUGCACUGGGAGGACUUGAGCCAGCGGAUAGCGGAGCUGGAGCAGCAGGAGCAGGAGAGAAGCCAGAGGUCAAAGAGGGGGGUGAGGCCGGAGGAUGGAGAGUGGAGAGACGUUUGGGAGGAAGACGAGGAAGACUUCAGGAAGUGCCGCGUUGCCGUCGUGUCAUCACGAUUUCACCACCACAAAAACCUGCAGCUGUGCUUCAUCAACAACAGCGACAGUGAGGAAGAGGAGGACAAAAAGAUUACUAAACGUAAGGGUUGCAAUGGUGCCGGUCUGAAACAGGAAGUGGUGUCGGCUCUGAGGACGCUGAGGGACGAGCUGCUGGCUGAGCAGAGGGAGUGUGUGUCUGGCAGCAGCAGCUGUGGUGCAGAGCGGAGGAAACAUCUGGAGCGCCAGGAGCUGCAGCAGCGCUCGGUGACACAGCUCAGCAGAGACAGAGCCACACUGCAACACUCUGAGCUCGGAGCUGGUGGCUCUGCUGCUGGUGCGGGACCAGCUGAGGACCAAGCAGGACGCCAUGCUGCUGGACGUCCAGGACCUCACCUGACCCGGACCAGAAACCAUUCUCCUAUCCCCAACGCUCCAAGCCUAUGAGGACGCUCGAACAAAAAUGGACCUGGAGGUAUUUAACUAUCGGAGGAACUCUCGGACUUCCAGGUUGAAGGAAAAUGACACGAGCUGAAUCUGAGCUAGUGUUAGCGUGUCACCAGAACCAAGUCCAGACCAAUGUUCUGCAAACCUGUGGGUACUCGUCUGUCUUCAGUACCGCAGGGGACUCUAUUUCAGAAGCUGUUACCUCCGGUUCAUCCUGAUGAUGCUACAUUGAGAACAGCUAAACUGCAGGAGAGCAAGUUAAUGGUAGCAGCUAGCAGCUAAUGGAGCUACAUCAUGAUGCAAGCUCUGGUUCACUGGUUCUGGUAUCGACUGCUAAACUGGUGGGUUUUGUGGCAUUGAUGUGUUGUUAGUAACCAACGGCAGGUUGACCGGAGACGAGGAACAAAGAUUUGAGUCAAACCAGACGCUCGGGAAGACAAACGCUUCUGGGUUUUAUCCUAAUUUCUUCUGAGUGUUUUAGCCACUUAGCUCUCAGUUUGGGUCCAGCAGGGAGGAGGAGGAGGUUCUGUCCGGUUUACAGAUUGGACCCCCACCAAGGCUGAAUGCACGAUAUCAAAAUGUAAACGAAAGAGGAAAAUAAUGAGAUUCAGAACCACUCCAAAAUCUCACCCGUGAUAUAAUGCUGAGUCCGGGUUCAGGACUCAUUCCUUUGGGUCAUGUUCCUGAGGCAGAGAAGGAUUUAGACGAACGUGUUUAAUACAUGUUUAUGCACAUACGGGAUUCUAACUUAUCUUAUUUAAUUUAGUGUUUAUCGCUUUGUGACGAUAAUAAGGGAACAUUAAACUCGUACAGGAAGAGCUACUAAACUUCUGUCCCUAUAUCCCAGGGUUUUCUAGAAAGAUGUAGUCUGAGGGGAUCCUGUGGCGCUGAUCCUGUGGCGCUGAUCCUGUGGCGCUGAUCCUGUGGCGCUGAUCUUGUGGCGCUGAUCCUGUGGCGCUGAUCUUAUGGCGCUGAUCUUGUGGCGCUGAUCCUGUGGCGCUGAUCUUGUGGCACUGAUCUUGUGGCGCUGAUCUUGUGGCGCUGAUCCUGUUUAUAAGAUAAAUCCUGACGCCCGUAAACAACAACGUGACUUCUGACCCACAGAGAUAUGGUUUCCUGUUAGCUGGCACAGACAAAACCCUGCCAACUCGUAUAAGCCUGUUGUUUUUACUACAGAGAUGUAUGCUGAUAUUUUGAAAUGUCAGAUUUAUAAUUCAAGAUUCAAAUCUAAAAGAAAACUGAAUGAUAUAUAUUUUAACAUUUUGGGAGAAAUGAAACGGUCGGUUGCUUCUUCCCGUCUUCUUUUACAAUGGAUUUGUGAUUUUACCGUAAUGGUUAAUUAUUUGACCUUCAGGAACAUCAGAUAGUACGUCAUGUUUACUCGUGAGAUUAAUAAAGGGAAUAAUCCACCUGAAAUAUUUAUACCGGCUUAUUAUUUUUAACUCGUUAUUUUCUGAUUUAGAUCAUUUAAAAUCCUCCUCCAAAAUAAAGUAUAUUUGAAUACAGAUUAUUUGAUUAUAAAAUGAAGAUGAAGAGCUGCAUAUUAAAUAAGAUGAUGAUAUUUUUAUAUUUAGAGUCACAGAUAUUUGUAUAUCUCACUGGGACGAGUAUUUAGGGAUGAGUUUUAAAAAGUUAAUAAAAAGUUAUUAUGAAAUA
Molecule: messenger RNA, 3027 nt
Organism: Eleginops maclovinus (Patagonian blennie)
Lineage: Eukaryota; Metazoa; Chordata; Actinopteri; Perciformes; Eleginopidae
Product: schwannomin-interacting protein 1
Exons: 8
Coding region: 661-1371 (236 amino acids)
Biological process (GO): positive regulation of hippo signaling
Cellular component (GO): cell junction; plasma membrane
Source: RefSeq, a predicted model, not a curated record